This is a messenger RNA of Phytophthora sojae, 225 nucleotides long. RefSeq lists its product as hypothetical. The record is from RefSeq and is a predicted model, not a curated record. Bases 1 to 225 code for a protein of 74 amino acids. The transcript has a single exon. Lineage: Eukaryota; Oomycota; Peronosporomycetes; Peronosporales; Peronosporaceae.
AUGGAACAGAGCUCGCUGUCCAUGCUCUUUGGCGUGUCGCCCAACAUGGUCUCGCGCAUCCUGUGUCGUGCAGAAGAGGCGCUGUCCAAGGCGCUGCAUGGGUACGCCCCGGCGCGCAUUUCGUGGCCAUCACCAACGCGCCAAGCCGAGCUAGCAAAACUCGUCGAGGCACGCGAGCCCCUGCUCAAGUACACUUUUGGUUUCAUCGAUGGCAAGUACUUCUGA